Molecule: messenger RNA, 1200 nt
Organism: Helobdella robusta
Lineage: Eukaryota; Metazoa; Annelida; Clitellata; Rhynchobdellida; Glossiphoniidae
Exons: 6
Coding region: 49-795 (248 amino acids)
Biological process (GO): DNA replication
Cellular component (GO): nuclear origin of replication recognition complex; nucleus
Molecular function (GO): DNA replication origin binding
Source: RefSeq, a predicted model, not a curated record
UUCAACAUCCUUCUUCAUGGCCUUGGUUCGAAAGCAAAGCUGCUUGAAAUGAUGAGACAGCAGCUUCUCAGUGAUUAUACAUGCAUCGUUGUUAAUGGAUUCUUUCCCAGCCUCACAUUAAAAUCUGUCAGUUUACUGAUUUUUAAAUUUUUUUUGGGUCAAGAAAAUUUUUCUGGAAAGAGGUUAGCUAACUGGUUGGUUGGUUGGUUUGCUAGCAAUCCUGAUGUAUUUAUACUGCUGAACAAUAUUGAUGGUACAUGCCUAAGAAAUGAGAAAAUACAGAACACAUUUAGUCUGCUGUGCACCAUUAAAGGCAUACACAUCAUUGCUACUAUUGACCAUAUAAAUGCGCCACUAUUGUGGGACCACAACAAGAUGAGCCAACUGAACUGGGUCUGGUUCGACUGUACAACAUUCGAGACAUACUCAAUGGAGACGUCUUACGAAAACUCCAUCCUAGUACAACAAUCCGGAGUGUUGGUGCUCAGUUCACUGACGCACGUUAUGAAAAGCCUCACACCAAAUGCCAGAGGAAUAUUUAUUCUAAUUUCCAAGUACCAACUCGAGGCUAAAAGUGAACACGGAUAUCAAGGCAUUGCGUUCCCUGAUCUCUACUUGAAGUGCAGAGAGGCCUUCCUGGUCAAUUCAGAACCCACUCUGAGGACCCAGCUCGUUGAAUUCAAAGAUCAUAAACUCAUCAAGACUAAAAAGGGUCUCGAUGGUGUGGAAUGUAUAGUAAUAGCCGUAGAAGACAACACGUUGGCAACAUUUGUGGAGCAACAAGACCAACAAUGAUCAAAAGGCAGCAAUAACGACGAACAUCGUUUUAAAAUUUCAUCAAUCAGCUUGUCAGUUGAAACGUAAUUAGCGAUAGUUUAAUGUCUAUAAUUUUUACUAUCAGUUUUUAUGUAAAUUUGUGUAUUUCAAAUUUUAUAGGUUUGUGUACAGUCAUUUGGUGACAUUUUUCAAUAAAGUUUUCAAAUCUCCAAUUGAAAUGAUCUUAACUUAUUAAUUUAUUAUAUGAAUGUUAACAUCAUGUCUGUCAUCUAUCUAAUAAUCAUAUCUUAUAUUGACUAUUAAUAUUUUAAAUAUGUAUAGUUUACAUAUUUCAAAUCUGUAAUCAUAUACCUCCGUCAGUAUUAUGUGUUGGAAUUGAAAUAUGGAAAACAUGUACUUUUAUAAAAAUUAAUACUGUUUCGU